GCAGGUUGGGGUAUUUAAGCGCUGUGUGUGUGUGUGUGUGUUUCUUCAUGUGAACUGAGGACCACAUAAGGGAAACAUGCGCUCACAAACUCCACAUAUGAUACACAAGAGCCCAUAGUGGCCUUUCUCUGAGAAGGACAGCGACUGAUCCCCUGAAUGUCUCACUGAGGUGGCAGCUGAGGUGCGUGCAGCGGAGGGGUGUGCUGUGUGACCGAUGGAGGAGGAGAUCGGACACAGGGAAAUGUAUUCCAACUACACUACUCCAAAUGUCUCACCCACAAAAGCAGCGCCUGGAUGUCCUGGAUUUCCUGCUUACAGUGUCCUUGUCCCCUUGUUGUUGCUCACACUGAUGGGAUGUGCUGCUGCAGUGGUUCUGUAUAUCAGGCGGAAAUCAAGAUUAGACGAGUUACGUCACAGGCUGAUUCCUCUGUACACCUACGACCCCGCCGAGGAAGACGAGUGGAGGGACGCUGACGUGGGGGAUGAGGAGGAGGAACUGGCUGAGCCUUUGUACAAGGAGGGAACACUCUCCUUUUCAUCUGGUUAUGGAACUUGACAAGACAAGAAAGAAAGAAGAAUGUGUCCAUUUAGAACACAGAGUUCUUCUGUGAGACUCUGUUACCUCCGUUUGUUUGGAAGCAAGAUUACACAAAAACAACUGAACAGAUCUCCAUGAAACCUGGAGGAAGGAUGGGACGUGACCUAAGGAAGAACCCACGACAGUUUGGUGAAGAUCCAGGAUUUGAUCUUUUAAAAACUUUUUUUGACAUUGUUCUUAAAAAUUUUUCAGGAUUUUCCAUGAUUUCUUGAAGGAUAAUUCCUGGAUCUUGAUUAAUAAAUUAAAAUGUUUAAGGGACUGAUAUUUAUUGUGCAUUGUUUAAGUGUGUGCAGAUCCAAAUAGAAUAUCCAGAACAGCCUUACUUCCUGUCCACAACACUCAUGGCCAGCUCCCACAUUUGAUGCCUAAGGGUCACAACCCGAACCACACAAGCAGAGUCUAACUUAGUUCUACGUGUGGGAUCUUCAUUAAUCAGGCAUAUCAGCCUGGAUGUGAGCACCCCCCCCCCCCCCCCCCCUUUUAUCUGUGUUAUCACAACCCUUUAUUGGUUUUGGCCACUUCACUGGAUUGCCCCCUUAAUUGCAGAUGAAAAUGAUAAUGCUUGCUCUCUACUUGUGUGAUGUCACACCAUUUUUGCCUCAAUAAAAUAUUGAAACAUAAGAAUCUGGAUCCAGUGAAUUUAAAUGUGGUUCCAUAAGGGGAAUGUUGGGCCAUUGUAGUAUCUGAUAUGUUUUACAAAUGUAGACAAGUAUAUUUAAAUACAUAUUUGUGAUCUAGUAUGAAAAGCUGUUUCAGUACAUUGAAAAAGACCAAAUAAUAAAAACAAAUUGACAUGGUAAUGACAGUUUUGCAGAGCCAACCACUAGAUGGCAGCAUAAUCAGGCAUUUUCAUUCAUUCAGAAAAUCAGUUUAAAUCAUGUAAAAGUCUUUUGAAACAUAAGAUAAAAUAGAUUUUUUGUCAAUAAACCAAAAUUUAAUAUA
Messenger RNA from Pleuronectes platessa (European plaice), 1540 nucleotides. RefSeq names its product small integral membrane protein 29. Bases 215 to 556 code for a protein of 113 amino acids. NCBI's taxonomy places the organism in Eukaryota, Metazoa, Chordata, Actinopteri, Pleuronectiformes, Pleuronectidae. The transcript has 5 exons. The record is from RefSeq and is a predicted model, not a curated record.